Messenger RNA from Merops nubicus (carmine bee-eater), 466 nucleotides. RefSeq names its product tax1-binding protein 1-like. Gene Ontology annotation, biological process: negative regulation of apoptotic process. The transcript is spliced from 3 exons. The annotation marks the transcript as partial. Lineage: Eukaryota; Metazoa; Chordata; Aves; Coraciiformes; Meropidae. The record is from RefSeq and is a predicted model, not a curated record.
GUUUAUUUUAUUUUAGGUUGGUUGGAGUACCGCAAGAGAUUAUUACACAUUUCUUUGGUCACCUAUGCCAGAAAAUUAUGUGGAAGGAUCAACUGUUAACUGUGUGCUGACUUUUCAAGGGUAUUAUCUACCAAAUGAUGAUGGAGAAUUUUACCAGUUCUGUUACGUGACUUACAAAGGAGAAAUCCGUGGAGCAAGCACACCUUUCCAGUUUCGUACCUCGUCCCCUGUUGAAGAAUUGCUGACUAUGGAAGACGAAGGAAACUCUGAUAUGUUAGUGGUGACCACGAAAGCUGGACUUCUUGAGUUUAAAAUUGAAAAAAUAAUAAAAGAGAAAGAAGAGCUAUUAAAAGUAACUUCUGUCCUGGAAAAGGAAGCAGCACAACUCAGAGACCAAGUUGAAAGACUGGAAAAAGAACUUAACCUUGAAAAGCAGAGAUGUGACCAGCUGCAAACAGAGCAAAAG